Gamsiella multidivaricata is the source of this 1106-nucleotide messenger RNA. RefSeq lists its product as uncharacterized. The coding region runs from base 38 to 829 and encodes 263 amino acids. Lineage: Eukaryota; Fungi; Mortierellomycota; Mortierellomycetes; Mortierellales; Mortierellaceae. The transcript is spliced from 2 exons. The record is from RefSeq and is a predicted model, not a curated record.
CCGGUCUCGAAGAAGACGAAGGGUCGGCCCUGGAGAGAUGGAGAGUCAAAGGAGAAGGAGAAUGAGGGGUCGCAGAGAAGAUGACAGACAGAGGCGAUGCUGCUGCUGCAUUACGCGAACGUGCGCGUGCAUUGCGUUCGGACUCCUGGUCUGCCUGGCAGUGACGCUGUACUUCCUGAUCCCGCGGACGCCUGCGUUCAUGUUCGAGUCGGUCUCUGCUACCGGUCCGCCUGUAGUGACCAGGGACCGGAUCCGGGAGCCGUUUGCGAUCCAGCUCAUGGUUGACAGCAAGAGCAACUACCUCCCUCUCCGACUCAGUGUUAUCGACAUCAUUGUACAGCUUAAGCUCAACCAGACAAAGAUCGCCGACAACAACAACCUCCCCUCGUCUUCCGUGAUCCAGCCCCGCACCGCCCAGGUCAUUUCCAUACCCAUGAACCUCGACUACAAAUCUCUCCGUAUAGACCUAAGCUCGGAUGCAGUCCUUCAGAAACUGUUUGAGGUCUGCACACCUAUUGAUCCAAACACUGACACUGUCAUCCCAGGGAUCAACCUCGUCAUUAGUGGCAACAUGCAUGUAUGGGGCCUGUCUUGGGUUUGGAAACCAUCCUUCAGCUUAAACGUCGACAAUGUGCCCUGUCCGGUCAAUGCCAGGGCCCCUGCCUCGGAGACUCCGUCGGCUUCAUCCGUGCUCCCAGUUCCAUCGGCCACGGUCAUCAUGGCCAGCCUCACUGGUAACUCAGAGGAUCCCAUGGCGAUCACUGCAGUCGACGAGCACGAUCAAACUCUGUCGCCUGUGGCGAUCGCAACAGCGACAGCUCAUGGCUAGUCGCCGUCAUCAUUUUUGAUGCUUUCUCUUAUCUUUUUCUCCCCCUCCUCCUUUUCCUCUGUUCUUUCUUCGCUCUCAUCUUUCCCGGUUAUUUUUUCUCUGUUUUUGCUCGUAGCAUACUUAGACGCUUUUUUCUUUCUUUCUCUCUCUCCCUCAUCACAUUUCAUCUUAUGCUGACCCGCUCUAGCCUGUUACUUCCUCAUCCAGUGUACAUAUUUCUCAUAAAAGGAAGAAGGCUUCUUAGAUUCUUAUAAGAUAAAGCCAUGUACAUGUGUCU